Molecule: messenger RNA, 3353 nt
Organism: Engraulis encrasicolus (European anchovy)
Lineage: Eukaryota; Metazoa; Chordata; Actinopteri; Clupeiformes; Engraulidae
Gene: srms
Product: src-related kinase lacking C-terminal regulatory tyrosine and N-terminal myristylation sites
Exons: 8
Coding region: 295-1776 (493 amino acids)
Biological process (GO): protein phosphorylation
Molecular function (GO): protein tyrosine kinase activity; protein binding; ATP binding
Source: RefSeq, a predicted model, not a curated record
GCGAAUUUAUACCUCAGCAAUCAACAUGCCGUUUCCGCAUUCCCACGAUGCGUUUAGUGCUGUGAAUGCGAUCCAUCUGAAGACAGAACCGGUUCCACCAGAUCCUCUACUGCUGUGAAGUGCAUUGCGAAAAAUUACGACGAAUAGAGACCAUAGAUGUGUUGACUAGCGGUGGUCAGUGAUCUGAGGAGACGGCGAACAGGAUUUUUUUUUCUUUUACUUUAAUCGUCGUGUCCAGCCCACGCAUACUCUGGAUACCCCCAGCGCCUCGAGAGUCCGAGAAAUCGGCUUGGGAUGGAGAGCUGUUGUCGCACUUGUAUGCCAUGUUGUAGCAGGUUAUGGAACUGGAUAUGGCCCGAACUUCAUUAUCCGAACAUCUCACGAGCAGCAGAAAUCCGGACAGUUUCAGGUGAUAUCAGUGUCCCAGCGCCUAAGAAAAAGCCAACCCAGCUGUAUGCGGCUUUGUUUGAUUUCGAAGCCAGGAGCGAAGAGGAGCUCACUGUAAAAGAGGGUGACAAACUGUCUGUCAUCGAAAAGCGGGGUGAUUAUGUGCUUGCCAAAAAACUUACCGGGACGUUGGAGUCCGGGUUACUACCAGCUAACUAUGUAGCCUUGGUUCAAGACGAAUUUGCAAAAUACAAGUGGUACUACGGCAACAUCAACAGACAGAAGGCUGAGAAGCUUCUACUGGCCCAGCAGAACAAGAACGGCUCCUUCCUGGUGCGCAUCAGUGAGAGCCAUAGUGACGAGUACACUAUCUCUGCCAGAAAUGAAGGCCAAGUCUAUCAUUUCCGCAUCCGCCGGUCGGCCAUUGGUGCCUACUUUGUGUCCGACAAGAUCUCCUUCGCCACCCUGGAUGAGCUCAUCCGUUACUACCAGAGCAACAGCAAGAGCUUAGGAUGCCCCUUGGAGCAGCCAUGCGUACAACAGCGGGAGCUGUUCGACAUGGAGCCGUGGGAAAGGCCUCGGGAGGAGUUUAAGCUGCAGAGGAAGCUGGGGGAGGGGCACUUUGGAGAGGUGUGGGAGGCGCUGUGGACCAGCAAGAACCAGAAGGUGGCCAUCAAGAUGCUCAAACAGGAGGACACGAAGCAGGAUGAGUUCAUCAAGGAGGUCCACGCUCUGAAGAACCUGCACCACCCCAAGCUGAUCCAGCUGCUCGCCAUGGUGUCACGAGGGGAGCCGGUCUACAUCGUCACAGAGCUCAUGAGCAAGGGGAGCCUCAAGUCCUACUUGGCCACCCCCGAGGGCCAGAUCCUGACCUCAGCGCACCUCAUCUACAUGGCAGGGCAGGUGGCCGAAGGCAUGGCUUACCUGGAGGACCGCCACAUAGUGCACCGCGACCUGGCCGCCAGGAACAUCCUCGUCGGGGAUGACCUCGUCUGCAAAGUGGCCGACUUCGGCCUUGCUCGUAUCAUAAAGGACAGUGUGUACACCGCCAGCAGAAGCACAAAGAUCCCUGUGCGCUGGACGGCCCCCGAGGCAGCCCUCUACCAGCGCUUCUCCGUCAAGUCAGACGUCUGGUCUUUCGGGGUGCUGCUCUAUGAAAUGAUGUCACGAGGGAAGAUGCCAUAUGAUGGGAAGAGCAAUAAGGAGGUCCUGGAGAUUUUGGCAUCGGGGUACCGGUUACCCAGUCCGCACAAGUGCCCGCCCAACAUCUACCGCAUCAUGUUGGAAUGUUGGAACCCAGAGCCGUCCAAACGCCCGUCCUUCCACGCGCUACACAGCCAGCUGGACAACAUCUACUCCAGACUCUAUUUCAAGACCAUAGAGGUCUAGAAGCAGCUGGGCAGCUCUACGGUGCAGAGGAAGGACAAAAUGGAUGCAGAGAGUGAGGUCAAAGCAACGGGGGAAGCCAUGUCUGGAAGGUCAAAGACGAAAGAAGGGAAAAAGAACUAAAGAAUCACUAUAACACUAAGUAUAUGCACUAUACCACAUGACCACAGGGGCACACAGUGUUGCUGGCAUAGUGGUGUCCAUUUGUACCUUUAUAAGAAUAAUGAUCAAUGAUUCCUAAUGAUCAACCCCUGGCUUUUAUUUUAUUUUAUUUUUUAUUUUAUUUUAAAAUGAGGCGUAUGUGCAAUAAGGAGCCUAGGGUCCAUCGUGUUGGCUAAGCCAGGUUUGGUUGAGGUGACACUGGGGGUUGUGAGUGGGCGUGCUCAGAGUAGCAUUCAGAGAGAAGCUGGCAUCAAGUUCAACAACAAAAGCUAGCAAGUCUUUGUUCUUUGUCUGUGAGGUUUAGAAAGAUGUCACACAUGAUCUGUAGAACUCAAGAGUUGACCAUAACUCACAGCGUAGCAUCAUGCUUGUAUAGAAUCCUAGCUUGACUGAUAUUUUAAAGAUGCAUUCCAACCCUAAUCCUUUCUUUAGGGUUUUUUUUCUCCAUUUAAUACAUAUUAGAUGUAUUCGUUAGACUGCAUAUAGCAACCUAGAUUCCGAAGCUACAGUAUAAUUCUACAUGUUCCAAGUCAUCUGGUUUGACAUGUGCACUUAAUACCUGUGGCCUGCCCAUCAGUAGCUGCACUCUCACACAUCGCUGGAAUUAUUUUAGGUUCAUGGAGAUUGAUCAAACAACUGAUAACUACAUGUUCUGCAUGUUCUGGUGGAAAGGGAACAUUUGCAUUCUAACGCCCAUAAAAAAUAGGCGGUCAGAGACUGUAAUCAGUGAAGUGCUUUGCAUAACACCUUUAAAAAAAUAACAUCAGUCAUGGAGUGCCUCUUUGGACUUAGAAUCCACCUCAGGAGAAGUGGAGAAGUGGAGAGGGGGGACGCCACCGGAGACUUGGCCUGAUCCACUCAGCACUACAGGCCAGCAGCAGGUCAUGGUAGAAGAGAGCUAAUGUUUACAGCGAACUUACGUGCCAACAAUGGACUUUCAGACAAAACACACACACACACACACACACACACACACACACACACACACACACACACACACACACACACACACACACACACACACACACACACACACACACAGCAGUCAGUAUGGUGAACAUGAGUUCUAGCCAUGUAUGGACUCGAAGAAUAAGAUGUAGCUGGCAUGUUGGCUUGCGCAUGGUUGCAUAAUGAUGGUGAUUGUUUCAUUUACUUUUUAUUAAGAGUGUUAUUAACAUGUAUUAACGUUUAAAUUAUGAAAUGCAAAAUGUGUUUGAAAUGAAAGUAUUUGUAUCUGGACUAUAAAAGGAAGCACAGGAGCCAUAUAAUCAAAAUCUUCCUUAUAUUUUCUGUUCUUCCAAGGUUGCAACCAUUGAUGUUAAAAUGACUUGAAGUCUUCCUGAAAAUGUGUCAAUAUUUUACAUUUGCCACUGAAUUUCUGAAGCAAGUCAUAAUUGUAAAAAAUAAAAUCAAUAUUU